GUGCAUCCACCCUCUAGUCCUGUGAUUUCUGGCUGAGGGUGUGCCUCCCUCCACUUUUCUCUCCUGUGAUUUGUGACUAAGGACGUGCACAUGAACCUGUUCCCAGAAAAUCCUGUGAUAGUGAUGGCCCACGGGAUCAGGCAUACCCUUCCCUCCCGUGAUGACGGUUUCCUUUCCCUGGAGGAAUUGACUGCGCCCGUUACGGCUAGCGGCGCCUUUAGCAACACACUCUUUGAGGAUGUUCCGGAAGCUUCUCCUGAUGAAGUGAUUGCGGCGCGGUGUGGUCUGAAGCCGAAGGAGAGGAGUAAGAAAUGCAAACCAACCGGUGAGAGGGAUGUUGCUGCUUCCUUGGAGUGUGCGGAGCGAGCGGAGAACUGCGAAAGAGAGAAGCUCGGAGAAGCGUCUGGCAAGGAGCAGGGAGCAAGAGGUGAAGAGGUUGAGCGGAAGAAAAACAAGGACCGAUCAGCCCGCAGAAAGCUCAGGAACGACAAGGAAGAGAAGACGCCGAAGGCUAUAGAGAGACAAAGAAGAAAGAACUUGCGGAAGAGGGAGAGGAGGAGGAAGGAGAUGAUAAAGUCCAAGAUGAGAGGGGCGGCUGCCGAGGGCACGGUUCCUAUCGGUGAAGGUGAGGCUGCCGAUAACAAGCAAAAACUUGCCAGAAGCAAGCAUGAGAACAGAGAGGCCGGUGGGCUGACAAAGGUGAAGAAGUCGAGAGUCGUUGGGCUGACAAGGGUGGAGGAGAUGGGGCAGAUGAAAUUACACAGUGGAGAAGAGGAGAAGGAAGCAAAGAAGACAACCAUCAAGAAGAGGAAGAAGCAGAAAACCGACGCUGAAGCGACGCCGGGUGUGACCUCUUGUGACGAUGAUGGUCACAGUACGGAAGCUGGCAAUUUGGAAAAAGGGGGUGUUGAUGUGAUGGGAAAGCCAACAGAACGACAAAAGGGUGGUGAUGAUAUGAUUGCAAAGAAGCCAGCAGCAGAUGGUGUGGGGAAAGGGAGGCAACAUGGAAAGAAGAAGGGCAAAGGAGAUCCUGGCCAUGAUGAUAUGAUUGCAAAGCCAGCAGCAGAUGAUGUGGGGAAAGGGAGGCACCAUGGAAAGAAGAAAGGCAAAGGAGAUCCUGGCCAUGAUGAUACGAUUGCAAAGAAGCCAGCAGCAGAUGGUGUGGGGAAAGGGAGGCAACAUGGAAAGAAGAAGGGCAAAGGAGAUCCUGGCCAUGGUUGUCCGAAGAGAGAGGAGGUUGAUGUCACUGCAUGGACAAAGUACCAACUGCACCCGACAAUCCUACGCGCGAUCUCGAAGCUCGGCUUCAAGACACCUACGCCUAUUCAAGAAAGGUGCAUCCCUGCCGCUCUCUUGCAGGGCAAGGAUGUGAUUGGUGCAGCUGAGACUGGAUCUGGCAAAACAUUGGCCUUUGGAAUUCCAAUCAUACAACGGCUGAUAGACCAGGAUGCGAAAGUGAAACAGAAGCGUGGAGAGUCAUGUGAAGAGGAAAAGGAGGAGGAGGAGGAGGAGGAGGAGGCACAAGUGAAACAGAAAGAUGGCACAACAGGAAACGGGCCAGGUGGCAAUCCCUGUGGUACCAGAACUGCUGCAGGAAGCACCUGCAACGGAAGUUUGAAGGCACUGAUCUUGACUCCGACGAGGGAAUUGGCACUCCAGGUAUGUGACCAUAUCUCCGCAAUAUCGCAGUUCACAAGCAUUAGGGUUGUCCCAAUUGUCGGCGGCAUGGCGACGCAGAAGCAGCAAAGGCUCCUUUCCAAGAGGCCUGCAAUCGUCAUCGCCACUCCUGGCCGUCUCUGGGAAUUGAUGAGCCUGGGGGAAACCCAUCUUAUUCAGCUGGAUCACCUUUCGUUCUUUGUGUUGGAUGAAGCGGAUCGCAUGGUACAGAGAGGUCACUUUCAGGAGCUGCAAUCGAUCAUCGACCUGCUUCCGAAGCGACCUGCACUGUACGGGAGGGGUAAAAGGUUGUCGAAGAAAGAUCUAAAAGAGCGUAAGGAGGCGGCAAAGCAGAUGAAGCUUGCUGCCAAGGAAGAUGUGGUGAGCGAUGCGGGUUCUUCUGGCGAGAGCAGCCAGGAAGAGGAUCGGGAAGAAGACGAGCAGGAUAAGAGCGGUGGAGACGGCGGCGACCGCACGGUCGGGGGGGAAGAAAUGGGGGAUGUGAAGAGCAAAGCAAUCCGAUUACCAACGAGAGAUGAUGAAGAUAACGCCGGCUCGGGAAAGGGUGUUGAGGUUGUAACUGAUGAAGAGGAGGAUGAACAUGGCCUAUCCGAGGACAAUGCAGACGAUCAGGGUUCCGAUGAAGGAAAUGGAAAUGGAGAAGAAGAUGUCAUGGAGGAGGGGAAGGAGUUUGCUGUUAUGCAUGGCGAUCGUCUGGACGACGAGGAUGAUCGCCAACCAGUUGCAAAUGCACAGAAGAGGCAGACUAUGGUGUUUUCUGCUACCUUGACGCUGCCUGCCGCUAUGAAGAAGUUAUCAUGGAAAGGGACACGCGCUGCAGCAGCUCAAGGCAAUUCGGUGUCUACUCUGGUCCGUCGUGCGGGCAUAAGCCGGAAGUCCGCCGUCAUCGACCUCACAAGUGAGAUGGUCGUUGCUCGUAAUCUUCAAGAAGGGAUGAUAGAGUGCGUGGACACCGACAAAGACACUGUUUUGUACUAUCUGCUGAGGAUGCAUCCUGUGAGGACACUAAUCUUCUGCACUGCAAUCUCAGCCGUACGUCGAGUCUCUGCUUUGCUGAAGAUACUGGAAUUGCCGAUAUGGCCGCUGCAUGCGCAGAUGCAGCAACAGCAGCGAUUGAAGCCGACAGGUUUACCCUCUUUCCCAAUCAAGCAAUCAUACAUGCCAGGAGUGCAGGCGCGGAUCUCAUUGGCAUUGAAGAUAGAUGCUAUCUCCCACAAGUCUUCGCAGGAAAAAGCACAGAAGACAUGGAUGGAAAGGAAUGCGAAAGCAAUGGACAUUGUUUUGGAGAGUGAUGGAAACUCAAGCGAUGGGAAUGAUGGAGGUCGGCGGAGUCCGAACGAGAAGCUGAAGCCCAGCAAGAAAAGUAGUCUCCAAUUGAAGGCUUUGCAAAAGGUGAGAGUGUAAAUACUUUUUUUCUUUUUUCUUUUUUCUUUUUUUGUUUGUGAGAGACUCAGAGGGAGUAAAUACUAAAUACUAAA
Molecule: messenger RNA, 3155 nt
Organism: Chara braunii
Lineage: Eukaryota; Viridiplantae; Streptophyta; Charophyceae; Charales; Characeae
Source: the annotation of a GenBank genome assembly